AUGAUAAAAGAUCAUAAUAAUAACUUAAUGAGUAUGAAUUUUUAUACAUACAAAAAAAUGAUUAGUGAUAAUUCUACAAGUAACUGUAGUUCGAAAAUGGAAAAAGGAAAUAAUAGAUAUUUGAAGGGGAAAAAUAUUUAUAUUUUUCCGUUAAUAAAAUUUACUAUAUUUACCCUUUUAAUAUGGAUAGUGACAUUUAUAAAUAACUAUGGAAAUUAUAUGAAUGAUAGAUGUAGAAUGAUAGAGUUAAGUACUAAUCGAUUUUUAGCCGAACCAUUAUUAGAAUUUGAUACAGUUUUUGAUGUAUUUAAAGAUACGUUUUUAAAAAAUAUGGGUUGUAAUGAAGAAGAAACAAAGAAUAUAAGAUCAACAAUGAAAUUAUAUUUUGAUAAUAUCGACAUGAAUGCAUUAUCUAAAGAAAUGAAAGAAAAUGGAAAUUUCUUUGAACAAAUAGGAAAUAAUGAAAAUACGUUGGAAAAAUUCAUGAAAAAAGAUAUAAGUCAAUUAAAAUGUAUAAAUGUUGAAAAUGUUGAAGAGGGUGACGAAAUACCUAAACCUUAUACAGUUGAAGAAGUAGAUCCAAAUAAUCCAUAUAAAGGAGGAAUUGGUAAUAUCCAAUUUAAUUCAGAUUUUAUUCGUAGAAGUGUAUUUACUUUAAGAAAAAUAGGAACAUCACCUUCUUUUCUUAUUACAAUGACAGCAAUACUUUUGAAAAAUGAUCAUUUAAAGACAGCUUUAUUAUUAAUGCUUGCAUUAUUUUUAAAGGGAGUAAAUUUUGCAUUGGAUUUAAAAUCAUAUAAUGAUAAAUUUCAUUUCAUAAAAUUUUAA
Plasmodium adleri (nom. inval.) is the source of this 828-nucleotide messenger RNA. RefSeq names its product Plasmodium exported protein (hyp16), unknown function. The record is from RefSeq and is a predicted model, not a curated record. The transcript has 2 exons. Lineage: Eukaryota; Apicomplexa; Aconoidasida; Haemosporida; Plasmodiidae. Bases 1 to 828 code for a protein of 275 amino acids.